Molecule: messenger RNA, 1339 nt
Organism: Babesia bovis T2Bo
Lineage: Eukaryota; Apicomplexa; Aconoidasida; Piroplasmida; Babesiidae
Product: putative integral membrane protein
Exons: 3
Coding region: 306-1235 (309 amino acids)
Biological process (GO): vesicle-mediated transport
Cellular component (GO): membrane
Source: RefSeq, a predicted model, not a curated record
UAAAUCUCAGCAUUGAAUGGAUUUUGUUUGCAACAAGCCACAUUUUUAAAUGUUAUACUUUACUUAAAAGCGGUUUAGUGUCAUAUAUGCCGUUUUAGUGCACCUGUUGAUGUUGUUUGUCUAGUGGGUGUACGUAGUAUAAUUUAACAGUUUGUCUCCCACAGCUGUUAGACAUCCGUGUCAUGCAGCUCAUUUCCAUCUCCAUUGUAAAAGUAAACCAAUAGAGGCUGUUAGUUGUAAAUAACUAACUGUCUAGUGGAGUAGACAGCAAGAAUCUUGACACAUCUCACAAUCCUUCUUACACUAUGGCUUUCGAUGGUGAAUGUGAAUGGCUUCUUGAAGUCGAUUCUUCAGCAUUAGAUUUUAAUAUAGCGGGAGGAUUUGAUGAAAUGCAUUCAGGAAGCAAGCAAUCUCACAUGACAAAUCUAUCUACUAAUUAUGCCGAUGAUAGGGACGAUAUGUCUACUACAUUUUUCAAGCAAGAUCUUAACAAUGCGAUAGAUGAUUUCUCGAAAAUCGUCCAGACACUUGCAUUGUUCAAGUAUUAUAUACGCAACAGAAAGGUCGAAACUAACCUGGAUGAACUUCACAAGCGGUUUAACGCAUUCUGUGUUCAGUGUAGCAACAAGGUUCGCACGAUAAAGCAGCAUGUUACAGCUGUCAAUCGGUCUAACCACGAAGCUUUAUCUCACCGUGAGGCAAUGCGUUACUCAUACACAGAUUUGAAAACUCGAUUCACUAUGCAAGAUGCAUCUGUCAAUAGGCUGCGGACACUCAUGGAAACAUACCAUUCAGUCGUCAAAGAAUAUACCACUGCAGCUAAGGUCAUUGAAGAGGAAAGGAAUCUUGCACAAAGAUCAGACACCACUGCCUCUGUAGUCGCUGAAACUGCAAAUUCAGAGGAUAUGUUUAAAUCAAAUGAAGCCAAAUUAAUUGACGAACUCAAGGCUAAGUCUCAAGAUAUUCUUGCCUUAGAGAAAAAUGCAAAGGAGCUUAACCAGUUAUUUACUGAGCUAAACGCAACAAUUAAAAAACGAGGUGAAAACAUCUACAAACUCGAACAGGAAAUUUUGCUCACCAGUGAACAGAUAGACAAGGGAAAGGCGGAUAUGGCUUCCGCGUAUAAAGCUGGAAGUGGAUACGGUGUUUACUGGAUGUGUAUAGUAAUUGCAACUGUUACGUGUCUUUUACUGUUUCCUUCACAAAUUAAAUCGGCUGUUUUCAGGACACAUUGAACUUUUGCUCCUCUUCACUGACUGAGGUUGUCCUCCCAAUCGACGCGUCUAGGUAGUCAUUUUCCUUAGUCGCAUAUCUACACAUUAAACACACGAUUUUAAAU